This is a messenger RNA of Tachysurus vachellii, 1040 nucleotides long. RefSeq lists its product as uncharacterized. Lineage: Eukaryota; Metazoa; Chordata; Actinopteri; Siluriformes; Bagridae. Gene Ontology annotation, biological process: response to bacterium. The transcript is spliced from 6 exons. The record is from RefSeq and is a predicted model, not a curated record. The coding region runs from base 145 to 975 and encodes 276 amino acids.
AAUAGAAUCAUAGCAGAAAAGGAAAUUUAACUCAUGACUUGAAGCAGCCAAUCAGAUAAAAGCUUCUGGAACAGAAAACUCAGUGCUUUCAUCAUCUGGUUACUUUUCAGCAGCUCCACCUUGAGGGUGCUUCCCUGUCUAAAGAUGACGCCUCUGUGGAUUCUUGUCUUAUCUCUUAACAUAAGAACCCAAGCUGUGGAUUUUUCCAGACCAUCGUUUCUCUCUGCCAAACCUGGAGAACGUGUUACUCUUAAUUGCUCAUUGGGACAUUUUAAAUCUUCUGAAAGUGUUUUCUGGUACAAACAAAUAUUUGGAGAAAUACCUCAAGAAAUAGGAAAAAGAUUAGCGUAUAAGCACAUCAACGGUUUGACCGAGUUUAAAACGUCAGGAUUUGUAAUGGAGAAAAAGGAUCAGAACUUUUUUCUGAUAAUUCCACAUAUAAAAGACAAAGACGAAGGACUUUACUACUGUGGAAAAAGUUUCAUGGACGAUUUUUUAUUAUCCAGUGGAACGUUCUUGGCUGUAACAGGUGACAGAGAUGCAAAAGUCUCAGUGUUUCAGCACGGCCUGUGGGACUCGGUCCGGUGUGAGAGCGACUCUUCUACACACACCUGUGUGUACAAGUUCUCCAAGAACAUCCUCAGCCUCAAUGAUACUGGAACUUACUACUGCGCUGUGUCCCUGUGUGGGAAGAUCAUCUUUGGAAACGGGACACCGGUACAGAUGGUAAAAUCUACAGAUCCUGUAGUGAUCUACCUCGCUGUAGCUUUGGGAGUGUGUGUGCUUGUGAUCGUUGCUCAUAUCGCAACCUGUAAAGGGAAAUCUCAAGAAUGUAAAGUAAAGAAAACAGAGAAUAAGAGCCGUGAUGCUGGGGAGCUGAAUUAUGUUGCCUCACUGAUUAAUAAAAAGACAGGAAAGACAGAACGAGCUCAGGAUAAUGUUUAUACUGAAGUGAUUUACUCUUCUGUGUCUUAGAUAAUAGAUGACAUUCGUUUUCUCAUGUUAAGUGCUCUCAUAUGUGUAGUCUUCAUUUCCUGAUA